CAGGGGGAAGCCGAUGGCGGUGGCGAUGGCCGGCGCGGGCGCGCGCGGCCCGUGCGUGUGCUGGUGGACAUGGACGGCGUGCUGGCCGACUUCGAGGGCGGCCUCCUGCGGGCCUUCCGCCGCCGCUUCCCCGAGGAGCCGCACGUGCCGCUGGAGGAGCGCCGCGGCUUCUUCGCCCGCGAGCAGUACCGAGCCCUGCGGCCGGACCUGGCGGACAAAGUCGCCAGUGUGUAUGAAAGCCCAGGCUUUUUCCUCGAUUUGGAGCCCAUCCCUGGAGCCGUGGAAGCCAUGCAUGAGAUGCACGCCAUGCACGACACCGAGGUCUUCAUCUGCACCAGCCCCCUGACCAAGUACCAGCACUGUGUGGGUGAGAAGUUCUCCUGGGUGGACAAGUAUCUGGGGCCCCAGUUUGUGGAGCGCAUCAUCCUGACGAGGGACAAGACGGUGGUCCUGGGGGACCUGCUCAUCGAUGACAAGGACACCAUUCUAGGCCAAGAGGAGACCCCAGCCUGGGAGCACAUCUUGUUCACCUGCUGUCACAACCAGCACCUGGUGCUGCCCCCCGAAAAGAGGCGGCUGCUUUCUUGGAGGGACGACUGGAGGGAGAUCAUAGAGAGCAAGCGGGACACCGCGGCCGUGGCCCCAGGGCGGUGGACAGUGCUUAAAGGAAGGGAAGACAGGCCGGCGGGGAAGCCCAGCAGAGCUAAGUGACCGGGCAGCCUCGUGCGGUGACCCCAGCGCUGGGGAGCAGGGGGACACAGCAACCUCUACUCUCACAGGCCAGCCACCUGGCACCUCCCGAGAUGGCGGCACGGAAACACGGUGGGAAGUCAGUCAGGAACCUGUUAAUAAAACAGUUCGGCUCA
Molecule: messenger RNA, 866 nt
Organism: Myotis lucifugus (little brown bat)
Lineage: Eukaryota; Metazoa; Chordata; Mammalia; Chiroptera; Vespertilionidae
Gene: NT5C
Product: 5', 3'-nucleotidase, cytosolic
Exons: 5
Coding region: 70-711 (213 amino acids)
Biological process (GO): pyrimidine deoxyribonucleotide catabolic process
Molecular function (GO): 5'-nucleotidase activity
Source: RefSeq, a predicted model, not a curated record